AUGGACAAAAAAUUCAUAUUCGUAUUUAUUAAAAUAUCAGGGUUUACACUUUUACCUUGGAUAUGUCACUUUUGUAAUGGCAUGAGCUCUUUAUAUAUAAAUUUGGAUGAAAUAUGCAAUCUUUGUAGAAAGACAAAUACAAGAAAUUAUCGAUUAUUAACAAUAUAUGAAAAGGAUAAAGAUUCAUGUAUUCUAAAUUUUAAAGAAGAAUUGCCAAAUGAUGAAGUGAAGAAAAAAAAAAAAUAUAUAAUAAUGAAAAAGGAACAUACGAAAAGCACAAAUCAUCACAUAGAAGUUCAUUAUAUAUUGAGGAAUACGGUAAAAAUAAUGAGAAAAAUAAAUACAAAGAAAUAUCUCGCUUUUGAAAAAAAAAUAUUUAAAGAACUUGAUUAUAAAGAUUACCUUAAAAACAUCAAGGAAAUUGAAGAUAAGGAAUAUAAGAAAGUAUCACGUAAAAAACGCAGAAAACGAAUUAUUUUACUUUUGUUAUUUUUCUUGGUAUUGAUGAUACCUUUAAUAGAUUUUUCAUUAGAAAAACUUUUAACAGGUGGAUUGUUAGGUUCAUUAGGAUUAUUAUACAUAAAAAGAAAUAAUGGUGUGGAUUCAGUAGAGGGCUUUUUGAGUACCUUGUUUGAUAUAGAAAAUUGGAGUAAUUCAAAUAAAAUAUGUGCAGGAACUAUUUUCUUUUACUGUGUACCUUUUCUUAUAUUUGUUAUCAUAUUUUAUAUUAGGAAUGGUUUACUACCAUAA
This is a messenger RNA of Plasmodium malariae, 750 nucleotides long. NCBI's taxonomy places the organism in Eukaryota, Apicomplexa, Aconoidasida, Haemosporida, Plasmodiidae. The record is from the annotation of a RefSeq genome assembly.